GCUGUUACGUUUGUAUCCCGUUUCACUAUUCUCUACUAUCACUAACGCUAGUAAUAGUUCUGUUCUUUCUUUGUUGUGUACUUUAUUCAGUUCGUAUGAAAUAAGAUUUAAUUUCGACAUUUAAAAUGUGUGGAGGAUUCACUUGCUCAAAAAAUGCUCUUACAGCUCUUAAUCUUGUCUACAUUCUUGUUUCCUUUGUUCUAAUUGGAGUAGCUGCAUAUGGAAGAGUUGCAAGUAUAGUCUCCAAUUUGGCCAUCGUUGGAGGAAUAAUUGCAUGUGGUGUAUUCCUGUUUCUGCUUUCCCUGCUUGGACUCAUUGGUGCCAUCAAACAUCACCAAGUUUUGUUAUUUUUUUAUAUGAUAAUUUUGUUCAUCUUGUUCAUCAUCCAAUUCAGCGUUGCGUGUGCUUGUCUUGCAUUUAAUGAAGAUCAGCAGCACAAGAUUGCUGUCAAAGGAUGGCGAAGCUCUUCUAAUGAACUGAAAAGUGAAGCUCAACGUUUCUUUAACUGUUGUGGGUUUGAAAACUACACUUUAGGACCAGAGGAGAAAAUGGGACAUCCAUCCUGUUGGGGGGUGGCUAGCUGUUGCACUUCAGAAAGACAGUGUAAUGUUGACUGUGAAUUAUGUGGACCAAAGCUGCUGAAUGCUAUAAACAGUGGUCUUCAAAUAUCGGGAGGAGUUGGCCUCUUUUUUAGUUUCACAGAGUUUAUUGGGGUUUGGCUGACAGUACGUUAUCGUAACCAGAAAGAUCCCAGAGCUAACCCUAGUGCUUUCUUGUAAUACAUCUUUUGGGUUAACCAGGUGAUCAGUGUAUGGCUUGCCUACAGGUUUCGAGAGCAGAGGGAACCUAUCUUUGAUUCACAGUCAUUUUUAUAAAGUGGUAUAUAUGUUUGCUGCCAAAAAUUAGGGUUGUAAAGGAUCAUUUCUGGCUGUAAUAUAAAGUUUUCUUAAAAAUAUUCAAUUUUUCCCUACUACAGUGCUAGUGGUUAUUUAUUAUCGAUAGAAUGAUUUUCAGUUUAGUUUUUGAAAACUCCUACCAAAGUAUCUUACUGUCUGUUAGGUGUCAGUGUAAAUGUAGUACAUUAGAUGUAUAACUAUUUCUUACAUUUUCUCUAAAUCUUCGUAGUUAUUGUAGGUAUGAUGUAAUCGUGAGAUUUCUUGUUGAUGAUUCAAUUUAAAAUAGUAGUUAAAAUUAGCCGUCUUAUAAUAUAAACUUUAUAAUAAUCAUUUAUUUGACUUGAUAUAAUUGUGUGACCCAGUAGUGAUGGUCUUUUCUUUCAUGUUUUAUUUGAAGUGUAACGUUGCUACUACUAGAAUAGUCACAGUGCUAUCAAUAUUUUUAAUGGUAAAUGACUAGUUUUUCCAGCUGUCUUAGCUGAAUCAUGGUGUGUCCUACGAGUUUAAAAAAGUAACAAGAUGAAAAUUCUGUAUUUACGCCUGUACCUUUUUUUGUACAGUUGUAAAAUGAUUCAGAAGUUUGUAAAGUUUCAGUUUAUUUUAAAGCUUUUUAAUACCUACAAGCUGUUUUGAAGACUUAUUACUAAACGAGUUACUUCAACGAAUUUAAUAGUACUAGUACUUACAAUAUGUUGACCAGUUCUUAGAGUAGUU
Limulus polyphemus (Atlantic horseshoe crab) is the source of this 1610-nucleotide messenger RNA. It is a transcript of the gene Tsp97E, whose product is annotated as tetraspanin-13-like. NCBI's taxonomy places the organism in Eukaryota, Metazoa, Arthropoda, Merostomata, Xiphosura, Limulidae. Gene Ontology annotation, cellular component: membrane. The coding region runs from base 126 to 779 and encodes 217 amino acids. The record is from RefSeq and is a predicted model, not a curated record. The transcript has 6 exons.